Messenger RNA from Tupaia belangeri chinensis (Chinese tree shrew), 1496 nucleotides. It is a transcript of the gene DAPK3, whose product is annotated as death associated protein kinase 3. Gene Ontology annotation, biological process: protein phosphorylation; intracellular signal transduction; positive regulation of apoptotic process. Gene Ontology annotation, cellular component: cytoplasm; nucleus. The record is from RefSeq and is a predicted model, not a curated record. Lineage: Eukaryota; Metazoa; Chordata; Mammalia; Scandentia; Tupaiidae. Gene Ontology annotation, molecular function: ATP binding; protein serine/threonine kinase activity.
UGGGCGUGGUGUCCGGGCCGCGGAGGGUACGGAGCGCGGUGGAGCCGGGACGGCGCUCUGGGGGCCCUUGGAGGACCUAGGGUCGGGGCUAGGGGACUCUUCGAGGUCCUGUCUGCAGCCCCAGUGGCAGCUUUCACCGAGUAGAAGCCGCCAGAGGGCCGAGUGGCCACCAUGGCCACUUUCAGGCAGGAGGAUGUGGAGGAGCACUACGAGAUGGGGGAGGAGCUGGGCAGCGGCCAGUUCGCCAUCGUCCGCAAGUGCCGGCAGAAGGGCACGGGGAAGGAGUUCGCCGCCAAGUUCAUCAAGAAGCGGCGUCUGUCGUCCAGCCGGCGGGGCGUGAGCCGGGAGGAGAUCGAGCGGGAGGUGGACAUCCUGCGGGAGAUCCGGCACCCCAACAUCAUCGCGCUGCACGACAUCUUCGAGAACCGGACGGACGUGGUGCUGAUCCUGGAGCUGGUGUCGGGCGGCGAGCUCUUCGACUUCCUGGCCGAGAAGGAGUCGCUGACCGAGGACGAGGCCACCCAGUUCCUGAAGCAGAUCCUGGACGGCGUGCACUACCUGCACUCCAAGCGCAUCGCCCACUUCGACCUCAAGCCAGAGAACAUCAUGCUGCUGGACAAGGACGUGCCCAACCCGCGCAUCAAGCUCAUCGACUUCGGCAUCGCCCACAAGAUCGAGGCGGGGAACGAGUUCAAGAACAUCUUCGGCACCCCGGAGUUCGUGGCUCCCGAGAUCGUCAACUACGAGCCCCUGGGCCUGGAGGCCGACAUGUGGAGCAUCGGCGUCAUCACCUACAUCCUCCUGAGCGGCGCGUCCCCGUUCCUGGGCGAGACCAAGCAGGAGACCCUGACCAACAUCUCGGCGGUGAACUACGACUUCGACGAGGAGUACUUCGGCAACACCAGCGAGCUGGCCAAGGACUUCAUCCGCCGCCUGCUGGUCAAAGACCCCAAGGCGCCUGAAGACGGCGCGGCUGAAGGAGUACACCAUCAAGUCGCACUCCAGCAUGCCGCCCAACAACACCUACGUCAACUUCGAGCGCUUCUCCAAGGUGCUGGAGGAGGUGGCGGCGGCCGAGGAGGGCCUGCGCGAGCUGGAGCGCAGCCGGCGGCUGUGCCACGAGGACGUGGCGGCGCUGACGGCCAUCUACGAGGAGAAGGAGGCCUGGUACAGGGAGGAGCACGAGAGCAUCGGCCAGGACCUGCGGCGGGGGCUGCGGCGCCGCCUCAGCCGCCUGGAGAACCGCUACGAGGCGCUGGCCAAGCAGGUGGCCUCCGAGAUGCGCUUCGUGCAGGACCUGGUGCGGGCCAUGGAGCAGGAGAAGCUGCAGGCAGUGGGGUGUGGCCUCCGCUAGGGCGGCUGCCUCCCGGGGGCUCCCUGGCUCCAGCCCUGCUGGAUCCCAGGCUGCGCACCCAGGGCCGGGGACCCUGCAGGGGUCCCCCUCCCAGCCCGGCCACCUCCACAGCAGUCCUACCGGCGUCCUCCCAGCCCCACCU